Molecule: messenger RNA, 2629 nt
Organism: Priapulus caudatus
Lineage: Eukaryota; Metazoa; Priapulida; Priapulimorpha; Priapulimorphida; Priapulidae
Product: store-operated calcium entry-associated regulatory factor-like
Exons: 9
Coding region: 259-1269 (336 amino acids)
Biological process (GO): regulation of store-operated calcium entry
Cellular component (GO): endoplasmic reticulum membrane
Source: RefSeq, a predicted model, not a curated record
UUUUACUUGGUCUUUAUUGGCAAUGUUAACAGACAAGGUGUCAGUCAAAACACAAAACACAAGUCACACUAAACACAAUUUCACAAAUACGAUCUGAACUCUCGUGUGUAUUCUUACUUCAAUACUUGCUCUAACUUAUAAUUUAUAAUUAUCGGAGACCUAAAUGAUAGCAUUUAAACAAGGAAAAGUAAAUUGUUUCAUUCAUCCUUAACGCUUAGAGAACUGGAAUUGAUUACAGGCUAAUUGGAGUGAUCCAGGAUGACUUUAUACACCAUGGAAAUUCUGUGCUUUGUUAUCAUUGCAUUUAUAUCGCCCAUAGCCUGGGCAGCAUUUGGCUUUGGCAAUGACAAAGUUCUUCUGUCUGAUGUGAGUGUGUUGACACUAAGACAUGGGCAGAUGACAACAGGGAGAAGAUCGCAGCCAAUCCCUCAGAUGAGCUGUGUUGGCGGUACAGCUGGAUGUAAAGGCUUCACUCCACAAGUUGUGCAAUGCUACAACAGAGGAUCAGAUGGUUUUGAUGUUCAGUGGGAAUGUAAAUCAGACAUGGACAAUGCCUACCGAUUUGGAACUGUGCAGGUAUUGUGUGAGGGCUAUGAAUAUCCUGAUGAUCCGUACAUACUGAAAGGCUCAUGUGGUCUUCAGUAUACUUUAGACCUUACAAAGGAGGGUCACCAACAGGCAGGUAAAGGCCACCAGAACUACUACAAUGAACAUGGAAGCGGCAGUAGCUCCUCUCAAUCGUACCCGGCGCAGAAGUCGUCUGCCAUAGGCGAUGUCGUCAUGUUGAUCAUCGUGGGGCUCAUCAUCUAUGGAAUCUACAAGACGUGCGUGUCGCAGCACGCUCACAGCCCUGACUCAAGUGACUAUCCGGAUGGGGGCGAUUCCCGGUAUCCGGGAAGAUCAGGCUUCGGAGGCGGCGGAAACCCUCCACCGUACGAAUCCAGAGAUAGUUACACACAAGGGGGAGCCAGUUGUGGUGGAACCCAGAGUGGAGGAGCAGGCAGUGCAGGUGGUGGCGGUGGAUUCUGGUCUGGUCUUGCUACAGGCGGUGCAUUGGGCUACCUUUUUGGCAACAGAGGCACUGGAGGCUAUAAUGCAUACCAUCCUGGCCAUCGCACGGGCUGGGGAACUGGUGGAUCAAGCUGGGGUAGUGGUAGGUCAGGCUGGGGCAGUGGUGGCUCAGGCUGGGGAGGAGGCGGUGGAUUUUCUGGCGGUGGCAGCACUGGGACAAGAACAGCAUCAGGUUUUGGUGGAACCCAACGACGAUAACCGAUGAUGUUGUCAAGCCCUUCACACUUUAUCGGUUUUUGAUUACAAUUUUUGUGUGUUAUUGAAAAAUGAGAUUGCGUUGUGGCACCAAACUUUUGAAACUAUAGAGUCAGAUGUAAUAUUUAAGAUGUAAGAUUUAGAUUUUAUUAACGUAUAAAGUCCUACAUAAACGUGUAAUACUAUCGAGAGUUACGCACAAUUAGCAACAAAAUAUAUCAUCACGUAAAAUUGAGACUGUACUGGGUCAUUCUUGCAUAGAGAGUUUGGGCAAAUGAGCUUGGUCUAAGUAGUGAUUGGUUAUUGGCUGAAAAUUUACUAGAAAUAAAGACCACCUACUUUUAAUAGCACGGAUAAUAAUGGCAAACGGGUAUGCAUAGAAAAGUAUAUGAUGAGUGUUGAGUAUGCAUCAAUGGUCUGGAUAAACUACGCCCUAAUACUUCUUUCUUAAACCAAUUUUGCGGUAUAACUUCAUGCAUGAACACUAGUAAAUAGUAGGAAUACCCUUGUGUGGCCUUUGCUUUAUGUGUGUUCUAGUGUCUUUCAAAAUUAACGUGUUUGAGAGAAGAUGGGUUUUAUACAUGUAUAACACCUGUGUGCAUAGACUUCUAAUUGUUUCUCCAUUAAAUCCCGUAUUAAUAUUUUUCAUGUUACAGAAUAUUUUACGUUGAUAGACAUUAGUUAUAUGUUUACUUUGGAUAUACGUGUAACCUUGAGAGCACCUUGUAAUAUUUGGAAACCGAAUAAACAAUCAUCAUCAGCUCAUGGACAUAAAUCGUGUGAUAUUUAACGAAUAAUAUAUUGGAUGUGAUUACUGUGUCUUAUUAUUCUGCAUGCCGUGUAAGUGAAGAGAUGUUUUUCAUUCUUUCAUUGAGGUAGUGUAUUCACUUGGAUUAAAUCAAUUGAGGUAUGUUUACGUGUCCAUUUACGUUUUGGAACGUAGCAAGCUCACUGAUGUUAAGGAAGAAGGAGGUGAGGUUGCUUGAUAAAAGUAAAUCGGAUAGUAAUCCUCAGACGGUGCCCAUGGCCUCAGCAUUGGUAGUAAUUUCUUAUAAUUUCAACAAUGUGUGUAUGGAUUAUUAACAUAAAUCCAAGAAGGAUAGCUGAGUCUGAACGUUAUUUUUUAAAUGAUGAGCUCGUUUGAUCCGCAGAACACAGCAAGACUGUGCCUUAAUUAUUGCUUAGAACUGUAUUUGUUGAAAACCGCGCAAAGGUAAAAUGUUAAUGUAUGCUGUUUAGAAAUAUACUCAAGCUUUGGGUUGAUUUAUAGAACGUGGUUUUACGAAAUACAUAUCAGGCUCGUUAUUAUACCUGUAUAUAUUAAAAUUUUAUUUAAUUUUAAUUAUAAAACCAGUAAAAUUUA